Haliotis rufescens (red abalone) is the source of this 831-nucleotide messenger RNA. Its product is annotated as zinc finger CCCH domain-containing protein 13-like. The coding region runs from base 1 to 831 and encodes 276 amino acids. The record is from RefSeq and is a predicted model, not a curated record. NCBI's taxonomy places the organism in Eukaryota, Metazoa, Mollusca, Gastropoda, Lepetellida, Haliotidae. The transcript is spliced from 4 exons.
AUGGGCACGACGGGGUCUGGAUCUAUUCUGGAAGAAAAUAUUGAACAGUUUGAUUCAGUUGCCAUUAAGCAAUGCCUCGCGAAGUGUAGCGUGUACGGAUUCUGCGACUUCAUCGUCUACGACUCAGAACAUCUACGUUGUGAUCUCCUCCAUGAUGGAAGCAUUCCUCCAAGUUCAACCGGCAGUAUACUGCGGCCGACAGACCAGGGUAAGCGAUGUCUCCAAGGGCGCAGUAAGAAGGAAUUGUGUGUUUCAUACGGGAUGGUUGAUAAGGUUGGAAUGACUACAGGAACACCAAUUGGUCUCGACCAUAUGGUUACCAGCACGGAGAAGAGCAUUGCCAUACCUGGUCUAAUUUGGGAGACAAAGAGAGGAGAGAGAAGGGAGAGAGAUAGGGAUGGGGAAGAGAGGAGGGUGAGAGACAGGAGAGACAAAGAGGAAAGAGAGAGAGAUAGGGAUGAGGAAGAGAGGAGGGUGAGAGAGAGGGAGACAAAGAGAGAAGAGAGAGGGGAGACAAAGAGAGGAGAGAGAAGGGAGAGAGAUAGGGAUGGGGAAGAGAGGAGGGUGAGAGAGAGAGGGUUGAGAGACAAAGAGAGGAAAGAGAGAGAGAUAGGGAUGGGGAAGAGAGGAGGGUUGAGAGACAGGAGAGACAAAGAGGAAAGAGAGAGAGAUAGGGAUGAGGAAGAGAGGAGGGUGAGAGAGAGGGUUGAGAGACAAAGAGAGGAAAGAGAGAGAGAUAGGGAUGAGGAAGAGAGGAGGGGAGACAGAGGGAGACAAAGAGAGAAGAGAGAGAAGGGAGAGAGAUGGGGAUGGGGAAGAGAGGAGGGUUGA